CCAGAAUCAGGGAAGGAGCUGGAUGCCUCUGCUUUGCUGCUGGCCCCUGCACCAGGGACCGAGCUGUGCCAACCUCUGCCCGUGGAGCAGGACCCAGAGGAAGAGGAGCUGCUAAGACUGCCGUUGGCCAAGUACCCCGAGGAGCUGCUGGGACUGCUGGAUGCCGUGUACCCAAAGGAGACUGAGGACCCAGGAGCAACAAAACCCUGCAAAGAGAUCUUCCUUGUCAAAGUUUUCCAGCAUGUCAUCAGAAAAUACUGGAGAAUGGUCGGAGGCCUUGCGUGCAACCCCACAAAUCCAAGAAAUUACUAACAAGGUGAAGCCACAGCUGGAAGAAAAAGUGCAUAAGGAAUAUCCAGUCUUUGUAGCUGUAAUAUGUAGACAGCUGACCCUGUGUGGUGGAACACACUACCUCAUUAAGGUCUCCAUCAGCGACAGCACCGAUGAGUGUGUACACUUGUACGUGGUACAAACCUUAACUCGUGACCCACUGGAGCCAGAACUCAUCAAGUAUCAGCUGAAAAAAAAAAUAGCUGAUCCACUGGAGCCAUUUUGAUUUGAGAGGCUUUGGAUGGGCUCUUCUGUUUCUCUUUCUGCAGACUCCCAGCUCAUACCGCCA
Messenger RNA from Caretta caretta (loggerhead turtle), 619 nucleotides. Its product is annotated as cystatin-A5. Gene Ontology annotation, molecular function: cysteine-type endopeptidase inhibitor activity. Lineage: Eukaryota; Metazoa; Chordata; Testudines; Cheloniidae. The record is from RefSeq and is a predicted model, not a curated record. Gene Ontology annotation, cellular component: cytosol.